CCGAAGGGUGCUGGGCGGAGCCAGGCUGGUGCUGCACAGGAUGCUGGCCAGGAAGGGCUGAACUGCACUUCUGCUUGGGGAGGACAGAGACUGACAUGGAGCAGGGGAAGGGCCUGGCGGGCCUUAUCCUGGCGGUCAUUCUUCUCCAAGGUACCAAAGCCCAGAAGAAAUUAGAGGACAUUAAGAUAGAAGUGAAUGACAAGCGAGAAGAUGGUUCCGUCCUUCUGAUUUGUAACUCACAAGACAAAGAGAUCACGUGGCUAAAAGAUGGAAAUAUAAUAAAUUCCACAAAUUCAAAUAAAAACACAUGGAAUCUGGGAAGCAGUAGCAAGGACCCUCGAGGGAUAUAUGCCUGUCAAGGAGCAAAGGGGGAGUCAAAGCGACUCCAAGUGUACUACAGAAUGUGUCAGAACUGCAUUGAGCUGAGCCCAGCCACCAUCUCCGGCUUCCUCUUUGUUGAAAUCUUGAGCACUCUCUUCCUUGCCGUGGGCGUCUACUUCAUUGCUGGGCAGGACGGAGUUCGACACUCGAGAGCUUCAGACAAACAGACUCUGUUGCCCAACGACCAGCUCUAUCAGCCCCUCAAGGACCGGGAAGAUGACCAGUACAGUCACCUGCAAGGAAACCACCUGAAGAAGUGAGCUCAGGAGCUCCGCGUGGGUGUUCUCCGUCCUACUCUCAAAAUCAAAACAAUACAUUUGGAGCGCUCCCAACGGAGAGUUUUCAGCUAAACCUAGUCUCAAGUCCCGCGGAGGUGACAAAUGGCAAGGGGUGGUCAGAGCAAAGUUUAGUUUUGUUCUCUAAAUAAAAUAAAAACCCAGGCUGAGGGUGUUGCCUAGUGACAGAGCACUUACCUAGCCUAGGCGACGCCCUGGGCUCCAUCCCCAGCAUGGGGUGUGUGGGGGUGCCCUUACAGUGUGGUGUUUCUGGAGCGCCACCUACUGGGGAAGAGUGUAAAAAAUAAAAAGGUCAAAUCACCCCUAUUUGGUUGGGGGGGCCGGGGUUCAUACCAAGAAUUGAAUUCAGGACUUUGCAUUUGCCAGGCAGGCGCUUGUGGCACUGAGCUAUAUCCCUGGACUAAUAAUCCAUAUUUGAAUAGAAUUAUUUUUCAAUUUUAAUUUGCAUUGAGUUUCUGCAUAGGUAAUAAUUCACAUGGGUCCAACAUACAGUAAAAUUUGUCCCUCUCCCUCCAUUCUCAGCCACCCAAUUGCUUCUCCAGAGACAAACUAGUCUUGUAGACAUCUUCCAGGAGGUAACCUGGGAACGUGAGCAAAUUACCCCCGCUUCACCUGCUUACACACGUGGUAUCGAACUAUACAUCUUGUACCUUCCCCUAGUAAAACUUAGAGAUCGUUUCACACCAGUGUAAAGAACUUUUUAGUACAGCCACGCUGCACAGAUACAGUACAAGGUAGUUAACAGGCAUCUAUUGCUGGGCACUUAAAAUUGGUUCUAAACUUUCACUCAUAACAAGCCUGCCAUGACUAACACUGUACAAAUGCCACUUAAAAAUAAUUUCAGUGAAGUAUAAUUUACCUGCCGUAAAGUUCACCUCUGUUGAUUAUUUCUCUGCUGCUAAUUUUUAGUAAAUUUAUCCUUCACCAUAACAUUCCCAUCCAAACGGCCUGCUAUGCUCACAGUCACGCCCUGUCCCUGUCCUCCACCCACAGCAGUUACAAGUCUCAUCACGGUCUCCUUAGGGUUCCCUAUUCUGGACGUUUCCGAGAAAAGAAACAAAAUCAUACAAGUAAGAGGCCUUUGUGUCUUUUAGCGUGUUUAAUGGUUCAUCCAUAUUGUCUCAUACUUCAAUAUCCUGUCUCAUUUUAUUAUGGAAUAUUUUAUUAUAUGCAUUCUAUGUUUUGUUUAUCUGUUCGCUGUCCAGUGGACAUUUGAGUUGUUUCCAUUUUGCUGCAAUAAAUAGCCAUUCUUGUGCAA
Cavia porcellus (domestic guinea pig) is the source of this 1935-nucleotide messenger RNA. RefSeq names its product T-cell surface glycoprotein CD3 gamma chain. Gene Ontology annotation, cellular component: external side of plasma membrane; alpha-beta T cell receptor complex; membrane. The record is from RefSeq and is a predicted model, not a curated record. Gene Ontology annotation, molecular function: transmembrane signaling receptor activity. Gene Ontology annotation, biological process: positive thymic T cell selection; cell surface receptor signaling pathway. The coding region runs from base 96 to 641 and encodes 181 amino acids. The transcript is spliced from 7 exons. Lineage: Eukaryota; Metazoa; Chordata; Mammalia; Rodentia; Caviidae.